ACGGAACAGUCUUCGGGAACCCGGGAAGCCGGUAUAUUUGUUUUGUGUUUUAACACCGCAGCAAAGUGUUCUCUUGUUCUCAAGUCUUUUAAAAUUCGUUCCGUUGCUGACAUUGCUAAUUAAAUUUAAUUAAAGCCACAAUGUUUGUGUGUUCUCUUCUCUGUUGAUUAAAGGCUAGAUGGAGUUGGAUUGCAACCACCCUAGCGCAGCUGAAAAGAAGUUUCCUCCAAAAGUUCUUACACGAAAACAACCGGUUCCUUUUAAAAAGAAAAAAGUCCUCUGCUAUAACACCAACAGCAACCCCGAUCGAUCCGUAUAAGCGACAGGCGAAAAGAUCAACCAAUCUACCUUCCUACCAACCGGCUGUCGCACACAUUAAUGAAAUGCUAAAAAGAAAAUAAUUUGUGCAAGAAGUUUACCAACAAAAAGUAAAGGUGAAAACAAAAAUCCAAAAAGUGAAGUAAAUGAAAUUAUCAGCAGGCCGGCUGGUUGGUGCCUUACCAACGAGCAACCUCAAUGGCUAAAGCAAAGCAAUAAAAAAUAAAAAUAAUUUGAAGAGCACGAAUGAAGAACCUGCGAUCUACCUUGGCCUGGCGUGUGUGUUUUUUCGUGUGCGUCCGUGUUUUCUUUUUUUUUUGUUUAUUCUUUUUGUUGUCAUUUGUAAGGUAAAAUGGCCAGAAUGAAUUGUUUGUGAUAAAUAUACAACCGAAAUACUGAAAUAAGUGUAAAUUAUUAAAUUUGUUGUUUCGUUUUUAUUGGUGCAACAGCAAAGAGUAUCUGCACAACUGUCAAAUACUAAGAUAUCUAGAUAUCAAUGUCUGCAUACAGUGUCACAUAACCACAAUCAUACACACGCAUACCCGAAUAUAUCUGCAAACACACUACAUAUUAAAUUAGUGGUAUUUUUGUCAUUGUUAUGCGGUUAAAGUGCUCCGCUAUUUAUUGGGCCUAAAUUUAAUUUUGUUUCCCCAAUUACACUAUUUGUUGGUGGAUUUGUUGCUGUCAAAGAACCGACGAGCAACAGAGUGCCAAGGCUGCGCAGCAAGUGUUUAGUGAUGUGCCAGCAAACGAGCAAAGCAAAAACGAUAUGUGAAAUUAAUUGAAUAACAACAAUAAUAAUAAAGCAACAAACAAACAACAACAAAAACGUCGACAAAAGGGAUCCACAUUAAUAAAAAUCUUCAUCAUCAUCACAAUAACUGCCACCAUCGUCAUUAUUAUCUUCUUCGUCAUCACAAGAAUCUACUAAAACUAGUGCCAAGAUCAGUGUCAACGUAGACGUCGACGCCGCAGAGCAAACAUAAGAACGACGACGAUGUUCAGAACGAGUGACAAAAAGGAAUCACAUUAAAGUGGCAGCAAUAGCACAUAUUCAAGCAAGAGCAACAACACAUUGUCACCACAUAACAGCAGCAGCAGCCAACAACAACACCACAACACCAGCCAUUAGAAUUGCGCCAAAGAAAAAUUCUUUUGCAAAGACAGUGAGUGCCGCAGAGCGCAUUGAAUGGAUGUGUGUGUGUUUAUUGUGCCGCGUACUGCACUUGCAUUUACACUAUAAAGAGUAUCUGUUGUUGUUUGGUACACACCCCCACUAUAGAUUUAUUAUUUGUGUGCUCCACACUUGCUCUAUCCCUCUCCGUGGAAUUUAAUCUGAAACACAUGAAUUUUAACAUUUUGUUUGGCUGCUAACAUGAAUCUUCCUCUACUCUCAAACUCAAAAAUGCGGCGCUCUUCGUUGAGUCGCAAUCAUUAUUUUGUCAUUGGCCUAUUUUUGGGUUUAGUCCUGUCAUUCUAUGUGCCUCAAGAUAUUUGGGAACUUGUCCAGCAGGAGGAAUGUCCCCAAGAGGCAGCUGAGAAUAGUUUGAUCGAGAAAUUUGGCCAAGAAUUUGAACCACAUCUAAAUUUGAUUAACAAACCACUGGCAGCAAAGAAAACAGUUAAAAAUGUGAUUCGGCCACGUUACUAUUCCUCCGAAUUGGGCAUACGCGAGAAAAUUUUUAUAGGCGUCAUGACCACGCAAGACAACAUUAACACUUUGGCCACAGCGAUAAAUCGCACUACCGCCCAUCUGGUGAAUAAAAUCAAAUUCUUCAUCAACGCCGAUAACGUUAAGUCAAACUAUAAGCUUAAGAACAUAGUGGGCUUCACCGAUACCCGAGAGAAUCUGCGACCAUUCCAUGUCAUAAAAUACAUUGCCGACAAUUACCUCGAUGAUUACGAUUAUUUUCUAAUCAUCCAAGACAACGUGUAUGUGGAUGCGCGUAAACUGAACGCUAUGCUCUAUCAUAUGAGCAUAACGUUCGAUUUGUAUAUGGGGGCCAAGACGGAGGCCAGCAAUUAUGGCAGUUAUGGGGCCAAUGAUCAGUUGCCGCAGCAGCAACGUUUUAUGGCCGCUGUGGCGGGUGAAAAUGGGGCUGAGCCUGCUGACGGCGUUGCCGCUGGCAGUAAUGAUGAAUUUCGCAUGUUAAGCGAUCGCAAUUAUUGCGAUUUAAAUGCAGGCAUACUUUUGAGCAGCAGUGUUAUUCGAAAAAUGCGCAACAACCUGGAUUGGUGCGUUCGCAAUGGCAUUACCAAUGUGCAUAGCAUCAAUAUUGGACGCUGUGUAAAGUAUUCAAGUAAUUUGCCAGGAUGUCAGGAAGUCUUUCAGGGAAUACGACAGAGGACAUAUGAUUUGAAAUCGAGUGUGAAAUUAUUUAAAGAUUUGAAUCUAUUAACCAAAGAUGAGACAUUCCGCAAUGCCACAACAAUAUAUCCGGUCACAACGACAGAUGAUUUUUAUCGUCUUCAUGCGUACUUUUCAAAGUAUCAUUUAGAAAUCGUUCAACAAAAUAGUGCCGAACUGGAGCUAAAAUCAUAUCGCAUUGCCAAUGGUAGCAUUUCAAAUAAUAUACUGGAAAUACGAUGGCCUCUGGGUGUUCCCUUGGCCAGUGCUCCCGAAACACGACACGAUAUUAUCAUGUGGCAUUACCUCAAUCGCACUCAUAUCUUUUUGCCAAAUGCCGAAAAUAAUGUUGAGCCCCUGGCCGAUAUCGAAGCCAAAGAUCUUGAAAAAAUUCUGGAUAUAACGACACAAUAUGCCAAGCACAAAUUUCCCAACAUGCAAUAUGAGGGCAUACACAGUAUCUAUCGCAGGUUUGAUGCCACGCGAGGCAUGGACUAUCAUGUACAUUUGAUUAUGCGCGAAACGGGAAGAAUAUCAGCGCUAACACAGAAAUCGUCACAAAUUAAAAACUUUCAAAUUGUUAAGCCUCUGGGCCACGUUGAAGUGGUGCCAUCGCCCUAUGUUACAGAAAGUACGAGAAUAGCAAUUUUAGUGCCCACAUUCGAGCACCAGUUGCAAGAGGCCUUGCAAUUCAUAAAUCAGUAUGAGCAAACAUGCAUGCACAAUCAGGAUAACACAUUUUUAUUAAUGAUUUUUAUGUAUCGCCCCGAUUCAGAAAGUAAAGGUGAAAUGGAUCCCUUCAAACUUAUCAAAACUCUCGCCUUGGAUUUAUCUUCGAAAUAUAAAACGGAUGGAUCGCGCAUAGCUUGGGUCUCCAUAAGGCUGCCUGCAGCGUUCAAUGAGCCUUCACCGGCCGAAGAUGUUAUGCUGAAUUCUUUGUAUGGUCGAGACGAAAUUCUGAGCAUAGCAGUAGCUGAUCUUGCCUUACCAAAAAUUGGUCUUGAUAGUUUAGUUUUAAUGGCUUCCAAUUCCAUUUCAUUCAAGCCGGACUUCCUAAAUCGGGUUCGUAUGAACACUAUUCAAGGCUUUCAAAUAUACUCUCCGAUUGGCUUCAUGAUGUACCCUUGCAAAUUGGCUGAGUUUUGCAAGGAAUGUGAUACCUGCGAUGUAAGUCAAAGUACUGGAUAUUUUGACAAAUGGAACUAUGAUAUUAUAUCAUUUUAUAGUCGAGACUAUGUGCAAGCGCGCAAACUAGUCGAAACAUCUGUACCAAUCACACGAUCAGAUCAUGAUAUCGAACAAUUGUUAACACGUGCUGACCGAAGCAUUAACCAUGUGCUGGACAUGUUUGUCUCAUCCCAGCUGUCAGUGCAUAUAUUGCGGGGAGUUGAACCAAAUCUACGUUAUGGCAGUGCCAUUCGAAAUUUAAUCGACAGACGAAAUUAUGAUGAUGGCAUUAAAGCCAUACCAAAAUGUCCACUUGACACUGAAGAUGCGGCGGAAGCUGAAAAUCCCUCCAGCACAAAGAAUAGUCGAAGGAGUGAAGAAGCAACGCAUAAAUGUAUCCACAUGGCUUCGAGGAAGCAAAUUGGCGAUGCCAUUAUACGAUAUGAGGAUAAAAGUAUUAUACACAAAUGAUCACAUCGGCACAGAUAGUGAGAGCGAGAGAGAGAGAGAGUCAAAGGACAUUCGUUAUAUGCUAAAUAUAAUUAUGCUUCUCUACGGAUAUGCCGAUGAGUGUAUACCGCAUCAAGUCUAUGAAUCAGUCAAGUAUUUCCAUUUUAGUGUGUAGAUAGGACAAUUAGUUUUGAUAUUCACAUAUAUGUACAUGUACCUACAUACAUAUCUAAACAAAAGAAACUACAUAAACAUACAUAUUUAUUUGUUGUCAUAUUGUUUUGUACAUAAAAAGAAAUAGAUUUAAUAUAAUUAUGACAAAUACUAUAAGAGGUCUGUGUGUGUGUGUGUGACAACAAUGAUGCAGAAGUAAUAUUGAAAGUUAUAAUUUUGCAAAUAUGAUGUUUUUUUUUGUUUUUAAGUGAAAAUGUGAUUUCAAAAAUAUAUCCCCAUUAGUGAAGAAUUAAGAUAAACUUGUUUCGAUUUUUAAUUAUAGCUUAAUCCCUCCUUGUUAAGUUGAUUUUGUCACAUGCAUACAUUCGAGUGUUGUUUUUAUAUAGAACAUGUAUUUUUAAAAUUGAUACGUAAACCAACGACGAUUUCAAAUGCUCAAAUUAUUUUUUAUAUUCUUAUAUGUGAAAUUGUAUGAUAUUUUAUUCUUAAAUUUUUAUGAGUUACUUACAUGCAUACAAAUGUAGCAGUGUGUAUGUGUAGGUAUAGUUAUCGUUAUGUUAUUUGCCAAAAUCUUGCUUAUGUCUAUUGGAUAAGGAUAAUAAUGUGUUAUACCUAUUUAUAAUAAUGCAAAUAAUUCCUAUAGUUUUUAGUUUUGAGAACCUAUUUUAUAAGUCUUUGCCUUUUUCACGGAAAAGUUGUUUUUGUAAUUAUUUUGCCUCAAUUGAAAAGUUUCAAAACAAUAUGGAAUACCAUUUCCCUUCAUUUAUAUCAAAAUGGAAUAAGAAAAUUUAAGACUUGAAAUUAUUUUUCAACUUGUUAUUGAUUAUAUUCAGCCCAAGCAAGACUUACAAAAUAGGUGGGGAUGCAAAUGUAACCUAAGUCUAUUUUAGAUUAACUGUGCUCCACAAGACCUAUGGUAAGUCCUGUGUUUCUCUACCACUUGUGUAAUGUAAUAUCAGUUAUUCCAUGCUCUUUAAUAAUGCUUUUAAUUUAUUGUGAAUUUAUUUGUUAGCAAAAUUUCCUUUUAAGUUUCCUGUUUUAAUUUAUACAUAUGACAUAUGACUGCCUUAGAUGUUACUACCUCUCUAUUAUCAAGUUUAUUUUCGGUUAAAGAAAAACAACAUAAACACUUAGAAGAUCAGAUCGCGAAUUAAUCAUAGAGUAAUAAGUAUGUAUGUAUUAAAGUCUGCCAAAGGUUUACUACGAGUACUGUUUGUUGAAUGAAUCCUUCACCACUUCGAGUUGAUGAACGAGUUAUAUGCCCAUUCUCUUUCUGUUACAUAUAUGUACAUAAAUAUGUAAACAUACUAAUGAGAUACGAUAUUUAUAUGCCCGUCAAAAUAAUACUAUCUAUGUGCUCUCCUACGUUUCUACUAUGUCAUUUUUAUUUUAUUUUUAAAAUUUGUAAAAGUGGGUAUUGUUAAUUAUAUUAAUUACAAUUGUACAUACAUGCUAUUUAAAUAGAAAGAGAAAAUUGUGUACACAUUUACUAUUGUUAAUUUAUAUACAUAUAUAAU
Molecule: messenger RNA, 5973 nt
Organism: Stomoxys calcitrans (stable fly)
Lineage: Eukaryota; Metazoa; Arthropoda; Insecta; Diptera; Muscidae
Gene: Chpf
Product: chondroitin sulfate glucuronyltransferase
Exons: 7
Coding region: 1694-4303 (869 amino acids)
Cellular component (GO): Golgi cisterna membrane
Molecular function (GO): glucuronosyl-N-acetylgalactosaminyl-proteoglycan 4-beta-N-acetylgalactosaminyltransferase activity
Source: RefSeq, a predicted model, not a curated record